UCCUCCUUCUCACAAUAACAACAGCUGGCCCCAGUUAAAGAUGGCCGCCGCAACCGUAGCGGGGCUCGAUGCCCACAGGAUGGAGGAAAAGAAGUUGGAGUACUUCUCCUCCAUCAACUCCAUGGCAAAGAAAAUAAUGCAGGAGAGGGAGAAAAUCAAAGCCAAGCACGGCUCGUCUUGGGAGAAAAUGACGCCGCAAGAGCAAGACAACGCUAUCGACAACUGGAUGAUGGAUCCUCAUAUUCGAGCCCGAUACGCUAUGCACAGAGUUGAGCGUGAAGAAGUGGCCUGUUACCCUAAACUGCUCAUUCAGACGGGCCAGAAGAUAGUUCAUUUCGGAGAAGAGGAUAUCACCUGGCAGGAUGAGCACUCUGCCCCUUUUUCAUGGGAAACAAAGAGUCAGAUGGAUUUCAGCUUGACAUCAGGCUCUGCAGAUCAGGGGAUCUCUUCCUCGCAGGCCGACGCAAAAGCUGUAAAAGCUGCCAGUCAGAUUGGCAAGAGUACACCUGGAACAAAGGUGUCUGUCAGUGAGGGCCGGAGGCCGGAGGAGGAGUCGUCUUUCUGGAAGAUCAGCGCUGAGAGGUCCAGGCUGGAGGGCGAGCAAGCUGACUUCCAGUCCCUGACCCCCAGUCAGAUCAAAUCCAUAGAGAAAGGGGAGAAACCCCUCCCAUCCUACCUCCGACAGGAAACCUCUGUCAGCCCCAGGGAGCCUGAAACAGCAGAGCCCCACCCUCCGGCUCCUACUAGGUCCACCAAGCAGAGAGCACCCAGGCCUCCUGCUCCACCACCUCCUGUCCCCACCGCUGUCAGUGCAACCCCGGCAUCCAUCUCCAUCUCUCCAAACCCACCUCCUCCCAUCAGCGUCCCAUCUUCGAACGGCGGCUGGGAGAGAUCUCAGAGCACCCUGCCAUCCGUCAGCAACACGGUGGAUGAAAUGUUCUCCUCCAACCUGGUGUCCAAGCCUUCAAACCUCCCUAAGGAGAAAGAGAAGCAGGAAGAGAGUUCGCCCAACUUGGACAUCAGCCCCAACUUUACCCAGUUUAACACAAGCAGCAGCAUCCUGAAGACUGGAUUCGACUUCCUAGACAACUGGUAAACCACAGCAGAACCCAGUCACCGCUCUGAAUGAGUCAUCCUCAUCAUCAAUUUAGAGGACCAUACUGCCAUGACUACACACAUCCACGUCUAGAUUUAAGAGACAACAUUCUUUAAAAAUAACCACAUUAUGUUCUUGUAAUUGUCUCCAGUGGGUAGUUAAGACAUUAUCUCACUGCCCCUGUGCUGGUGGGUUGUUGUUUUUUUUCCCUCCCCUUUCUCUUCUUGGAAUAGGCUUGAGUCCUUAGAAUUGCCAAACACUCCCCAUUUUACACUUGAUAUGAAUAACAAUGAUAGAAAAUAUGAAGGAGGAAUAAAGCUGAUUGGAAAUCCAGUCAGAGAAAAAUGUUGUUUGUGUAUGCUGGGUUCAUUGACCUCAUGUACACACUGGCCACGUAAUCCUGAUAAAUAUGGUAACCUGAUGAUUUUGCUGCUUGCAGUAUGAAUGCACAAUUGACUUCAAAUGUAGCUCUUAGACACUAACAACAGUUUUAUACCAUAAGCAUGGAACAAAACACUAAAACCCUUUCCAUGUUUUUCUUAUUUUUUGUUAUGAUUUUCUUCUCAUGUGCUUCUUAUUUAUACUUAUAUAUUCCCGUAAACCUAAGAGAUUUAGAGUAGUGCUCAGUGUUGCAGUCCUGGCUCACAUAGUGCAAUUACUACAGUAGAAAUCAUGGGAUUUUACCGUUAUAUCUCAUAUUACUGCAGAAUGUAUUUAAAGCUUUUAUACAUACAUAGAAGUUGUUGGUUGGUUUAAACACAGCUAAAGUAGAAACCUUCUCUUUGGUAUUUAAACACACACACACACACACACACACACACAGGAGGGAAGAACAGCUGGGAAGUGUUCACACUUAGUCAUGCCAAAGUCAUGGGCUUUUUUGUCUGGGCUGCUGUGGGAACCUGUUACAGAUGUUCUGUAUGGAUUGAUCUCCUUGCCAACACUUUUACCCCUCCCACCUUUCACCUUUGACCUCAAAGUAGUGCUGAACAAAGCUAGUGUGCAUCUAUAACGACUUGCACCGAAACAUUGUGUGGUAGGUAAAUGGGCAGGCUUAUAGUGAUUGGUAGCACUUGUCUCAGAUGUACAUGUAACAUCUAGUACAUAGUUAGAUUUUACAGAUUUUAUAUCUAUCUGCUCAUUGUAUCUUCUGUUUACACAUAUGUAUCACACUCGUGCAUUUUGGGGUUACAGUUUGGAAGGAAGUAAAUAAAUUAAACUUAAACCUG
Molecule: messenger RNA, 2325 nt
Organism: Archocentrus centrarchus (flier cichlid)
Lineage: Eukaryota; Metazoa; Chordata; Actinopteri; Cichliformes; Cichlidae
Gene: c24h1orf198
Product: chromosome 24 C1orf198 homolog
Exons: 6
Coding region: 41-1096 (351 amino acids)
Source: RefSeq, a predicted model, not a curated record